AUGGAUACCCGAUCCAGUGUCAGCGACCACAAACUCCCUGUUGGUGAUGAUUCUAAAAUCCCUGUCGAGAAUGAAAUUCUCGCAGUCACGCCCACUGGGGAAGCGCGAUCAAUGUCAGCCAGUAUAGCAAUUGAUCUCGUGGCAGAGAGACGACUGGUGUGGAAGUUCGAUCUUCGAAUCCUACCCACUCUUGCUGUGAUGUACCUCUUCAACGCUUUGGAUAAGAGCAAUUUGGGCAAUGCAAAGACCGCCGGAUUGGAGGAGACAUUGCAUUUACGAGGAGACGAUUACAAUCUCAUUCUGUCCAUCUUCUUCAUCCCAUACGUGUUGACUGCACCUUUCCUGGCCGUCGCAGGCAAAAAGUAUGGGCCUAGCCGCGUCCUGCCGCUCAUGAUGGCCUGUUUCGGCUUCAGUACUCUGAUGGUGGUUGCCGUCCAGAAUUUUGGAGGCUUACUAGCUUGCAGGUGGUUCUUGGGCAUGGCGGAAUCUGCAUUUUUCCCCUUGGUGAUAUAUUAUCAGACAUUGUUUUACCGUCGGGGUGAACUCGCCCGCCGUUUGGCUAUUUUCUACGCAGCAUCCAAUAUUUCCUCGGCCUGGGGAGGCCUUCUGUCAUUCGGCGUCUUCCAGAUCCACUCCGGUAGUCUCGCCAACUGGCGUUACUUGUUCGUCAUCGAAGGAGGAUGCUCCAUGCUCUUUGCCGCGUUUGCAUUCUGGUACUUACCCUACAACGCGCAAUCCGCCAGGUUCCUGAACGAAGAAGAAAAGCAUCUCGCUUUCUAUCGGAUCCAAGUGGACUCCUCUUCGGUCGUCAAUGAAAAGUUCAAUCUCGCAACGGCACUGGCAGUCUUCAAGCAACCAACAAGCUGGGUUAUCCUUUUGAUUGAAAUGUGCCUGGGCGUCCCACUACAAUCGGUGUCUCUCUUUUUGCCAGUCAUCAUUAAGGAGCUUGGGUAUAGUACUGUAAAGGCAAAUCUCUACACUGUCGCGCCAAAUGUGUCGGGAGCGGUGAUGCUCCUCAUCCUCGCUUUUGCUAGCGACUUCACCCGCUGGCGCUUUCCCUUCGUUGCGCUCGGUUUCACCUUGACUUUCAUCGGCUUUAUCAUCUACGCAGCGGUCGACAAUGACACGCAACUGAACGUCGCUUAUUUCUCCUGCUUUAUGAUGACGUGGGGAACGUCAGCACCAUCGGUAUUGCUUGAUACAUGGGUUUGCAACAAUCUUGCAAACGAGAAUCAGAGAGUCAUGCUCACCAGCGCAGGCGUACCGCUUGCCAAUUUGAUGGGCAUUAUCAGCUCUAACAUCUUCCAAAACAAAGAUGCGCCCAAGUACCUUCCGGCUCUCAUUACAACUGCGUGCUUCGGCGCUACAGGCUGUCUGCUAACUUUGUCUCUCGGUGGCUGGAUGAUUAUCGACAAUAAACGACGAAACAUCAAAGCAGGCAAAAAAAUCCGUGCCAAAGAUGUUUCUUCAGAAAUCCUGAGAGAUGGCCCUCGCACGCCCGCGUUCAGAUGGUUCUACUAG
This is a messenger RNA of Rhinocladiella mackenziei CBS 650.93, 1521 nucleotides long. RefSeq lists its product as uncharacterized. Gene Ontology annotation, cellular component: membrane. The transcript is spliced from 5 exons. NCBI's taxonomy places the organism in Eukaryota, Fungi, Ascomycota, Eurotiomycetes, Chaetothyriales, Herpotrichiellaceae. Gene Ontology annotation, molecular function: transmembrane transporter activity. Gene Ontology annotation, biological process: transmembrane transport. The coding region runs from base 1 to 1521 and encodes 506 amino acids. The record is from RefSeq and is a predicted model, not a curated record.